CAUCAAGUUUCCUAUUGGCUGUUGCAAAUUAUUUCUCUAUAAUCAUUAUUCUCAGAGAAACAAUAUCUAGAGCCAAAAUAAGUUUACGCUACACAGUUUUAUUUGAUUUCACAUGGAGCAACAAACACAUGAUAAAUACUGACUUCUAGUUUCAGGUGCUGAAGAUGUAAAGAAGAGUUCCUGCAGAGCUGCUGCAGUGUUUCUGGGUCUGCUGUGUCUUCUCCUCCUGGCUGGACUCAUAACUCUGGUUUUCCUCUACAUCCGAGGCAGGUCUGAGUGGGAAAAGGAGAUGGUCCAGAUACAGACCGACUACAGCAACCUGACUAGAGAGAGAAAUGAGUUAAACAACAGCUACAACAUCCUGGCUGAAGAACAAGACCAACUUCAAAAAAGGUUUGAAGAGAUGAACAAUGAGAGAAAAGAUUUUCAAAGAAUGAUUCAAGACAAAUGUCACUGUGGGUGCUGGAGAAGUUUUGGCUCCAAAUAUUACUACAUAUCCUCUGAGCAGAAGACCUGGGAGGAGAGCACAGAGGAUUGUCGGCAGAAAGGAACUGACCUGGUGAUCAUCAAUAGUGAAGAAGAACAGCAAUUUCUUAUUGAUCUCAAUAAAAGAGUUUGGAUCGGGCUGACUGACCAAGAAAAGGAGGGUGUCUGGAAAUGGGUGGAUGGGACAGCUCUGAGCACAAGGAAUUGGUUACCUUCACAGCCUGACAACUAUAGAGAAGAGGAUUGUGCAGAGAUGAAAGUGAAUGUCCAUAGAUCUUUUUUGAAAUGGAAUGACAUACCUUGUUCACAAAACAAUUACUGGGUUUGUGAAACAGUGGAUGUAUGACAGAAAAUGUGACAGUGAAAUGUACGUUAAAGCUGUUAAUAAUUUGAUCAUUGGAGAUGAUCAGAUAAUGUGUUUGAGUCUAAAUAAGAGUCCUACACACUUACCAGGUUAUCCAUUGUGUCUCUUUGAUCUCUGCUAAAUGUCUUUGCAUAUAAUAUUUUCUAUGGUAAAACUUAUGUUCAGUAUAAACAUUUUCAAAUAUAUUUGUUUUCAAUAAACUUUUGAACUUGUCAAAUA
Molecule: messenger RNA, 1069 nt
Organism: Lates calcarifer (barramundi perch)
Lineage: Eukaryota; Metazoa; Chordata; Actinopteri; Centropomidae
Product: C-type lectin domain family 4 member M-like
Exons: 5
Coding region: 290-832 (180 amino acids)
Source: RefSeq, a predicted model, not a curated record